Ipomoea triloba (trilobed morning glory) is the source of this 5991-nucleotide messenger RNA. RefSeq lists its product as uncharacterized. Gene Ontology annotation, biological process: DNA integration. Gene Ontology annotation, molecular function: nucleic acid binding; RNA-DNA hybrid ribonuclease activity. The record is from RefSeq and is a predicted model, not a curated record. The coding region runs from base 1 to 5991 and encodes 1996 amino acids. Lineage: Eukaryota; Viridiplantae; Streptophyta; Magnoliopsida; Solanales; Convolvulaceae. The transcript has 2 exons.
AUGGCAAGGUCUGGAUCCAACUCCGGCAAUUCCCACGGUUCACGGGCAAGGUCUGGAUCCAACUCCGGCAAUUCCCACGGUUCACGUGGAAGGUCUGGAUCCAACUCCGGCAAUUCCCACGGUUCACGUGGUAACUCUGGAUCCAACUCCGGCAAUUCCCACGGUUCACGUGGUAACCGCGCCCCGCCCCGUGGCAAUUCCCACGGUUCACGUGGUAACCGCGCCCCGCCCCGUGCCGAUUCCCACGGUUCACGUGGUAACCGCGCCCCGCCCCGUGCCGACACUCCUAACGGGACGGCGAGUCGCCAAACCAUGCCUGUGAGGUCGACCGGCGACCUCAGGGACGUAAUCAACAGUCACCGUCAGGGCGGACCGGCUCUCAGGGACGUAAUCAACAGUCACCGUCAGGGCGGACCGGCUCCACCUCCUCCACCCCCAGCUCACCGUCAGGGCGGACCGGCUCCACCUCCUCCACCCCCAGCCCCGGGCUUUCAGGAGGGGAUGGUCGCGCUUCGGCAAGCCACAACGGUGUUUCAGGAGGGGAUGGUCGCGCUUCGGCAAGCCACAACGGUGCUGACACAGAUCUUGGAUGGACUUCAGGGGGCCACAACGGUGCUGACACAGAUCUUGGAUGGACUUCAGGGGAGCUUGGUGGCCCCACCACCCGGUCCGUCACGACGGGUGGGAGCUCCGAGCACCCGCCAUCCUCCAACCCCCGAACCUCGCAUGGAUGUGGAGGUCAACUCCCCACGACCUUCGGCAAGAAGGGGAGGGGACGAGGCCCCUAGAGGGCGACCCACGCAGCGUGAGACGGGCGGAGCCCGGCCGGUUCGAGCUACCAAGUCCGCGCUCGGGAGGUUGGGCACGCGGGUCCCGGUUCGUGAACGCCUCGACUUUGGGCCUCACCACGAGGUGCCCGCCGAGGGAUCGGCGUUGCGUCGAGCCCCGAGCGCGGUGCCCGCCGAGGGAUCGGCGUUGCGUCGAGCCCCGAGCGCUGAGCCCCGCGCCGCGUCCCGGUUGCGUCGAGCCCCGAGCGCUGAGCCCCGCGCCGCGUCCCGGCAUGAGCAGGCCUCGCGGAUAGAGCAAUCUGGUGAAACUCGAGGCCGACCCUCGGGAUCGAUAGAGCAAUCUGGUGAAACUCGAGGCCGACCCUCGGGAUCUCCUCACAACGAAAUGAAACAGUUGCGCAGACGAUUGGACGAGCUCCAAAGAAGAUUGGAGAUAGGGGAAGGAGCACCGGUGCCGCAGGAGGCACUAACCUCACCCUUCACGGAAGCACCGGUGCCGCAGGAGGCACUAACCUCACCCUUCACGGAGGACAUCAUGGCCCAGGAGGCACUAACCUCACCCUUCACGGAGGACAUCAUGGCCCAGCCCCUACUAACCUCACCCUUCACGGAGGACAUCAUGGCCCAGCCCCUACCACGAGAUUUGCGCUGGCCGACCAUAAAACUUUAUUCAGGGUCGUCCGACCCUCGGGCUCACAUCAACAGGUACCGGGCGACCAUCAUGAUGAUGGACGCCAGCGACGCCGUUAUGUGCCGAGGCUUCUUCGCGACCCUGGACGGCCAGGCUCAGGAUUGGUUCACGACCCUACCCGAGGGGUCUAUUUCAUCCUUUGCCGACCUCUCGGGGCAAUUUCUGUCACACUUUGCAAGCAAUAUCCCAAAGAAGAAACAAUUCGCGACCAUGUGCAAGUUGGAACAAGGGAGCACAGAGAGCCUGACCGACUACCUAGCUAAGUGGAAGAAGGAGGCGAGGUCAGUUGACAACUUCGACGAGAACGCGGCCGUGCCAAUCUUCACUAGCAAUGUCAGGUCAGGACCUUUUCAUCGUGACCUCGUCCAGAAUCCGCCAAAGACUUAUGCGGCAUUGCUGGACCGAGCAACGAGGUUCGCGGAGGCGGAGGAGGCCGAGCGGAAGAAUAAGGAAGAGGAGAGGGGGCGUCGAGACAAGGCCCCCCAGGAGGACCGCCGUGCUCCGAGGCCCCCGCGCCAAGGCCCACGGUUGGCCCCACUGCGUUGCCUCACGCCCCUGACACACCCGCUGGCCGCCAUCCUAGAGCAUGCCGAGGUCAUGGGUAUCGUGUCGUACCCGGCUGAGUGUUUGAAGAUCUCGCCCAACGCCGACCCCAACAAAUACUGUCGGUUCCACAGGCAGAUAGGGCACGACACGGAGGAAUGCAUGGUCCUCAAACGCCAGAUCGAGGAACUCAUUCAAAAGGGCUACCUUGGCCAAUACGUAAAACGACCCAGCCAGGGCAAAGCUCAAGGCCCAGGCAACGUUUGGAAAAAGAAAGGUGGUUCCGGGCCACCCGCUCCCGGGUCCCGCAAAAGGGAACUCGACCAACCCGCGGAGGAAGAGGAGAAGGAAUCGGAUGACUCCCACCCCCCCCCCCAGAAGAAUCAAAUCCAUGUCAUAUUUGGGGGGCCGGAAGGGGGAGACACGCAAUCGGAGAGGAAGAAAUGGGCUCGAAGCCUUUACGUAGGGGAAGUUGUCCGUCAGCCACACGAAAAGAAGCCGAGGAGGGAUCCCAUUGUGUUCACGGACGAUGACCUCCCGGAGGGCCCCCUACCACACCGCGACGCAGUGGUAAUCAGGCUUGACAUUAACAACAUUAUCGUGCACCGAGUGCUGGUGGACACGGGGAGUUCGGUGAAUGUCAUGUACCAUGACACAUUCGCCAAGCUGGGCUUGUCGAGGAAGCAGUUGAUGCCGGUGCGGACCCCGUUGGCGGGGUUCACGGGGGAUUCCAUCAAGGCAGAAGGCUCCAUCAACCUGGAAGUGGAAAUAGGCGACCUACCACACGUCAAAAGGUGGGAGGUUGAGUUCGUGGUUGUGAGACUCGGGGGCGCGCACAACAUCAUCCUUGGCCGCCCAGCCUUGGAGGACCUCCGGUGUGUCAUAUCUAUGGAGCACCUGUGCCUGAAGUUCCCCACCCCCACCGGGGUCGGGACAGCGAGAGGAGAUCAGAAGGUCAGCCGGAGCUGUUACUUGAAAGCGUGUCGCCAAAUCGGCAGUAGGGACCUCCAGGUCCACACCAUCGCCGAGAAGGCACUACAAGGCGAGGAAAAUCGGCCCCGUGCCGAACCCAUAGUAGAGACGGAGGAUGUAGUGUUAGACCUCGGACGGCCUGAAAGGGUCGUGAAAGUCGGAACGGGACUGCCGGCCGAGCUACGGGGCCGGAUCAUAGAAGUCAUCCGGCGCUUCAAGGACGUGUUCGCCUGGGGCCCGGAGGACAUGCCGGGACUCAGUAGGGAAGUGAUCACACACAAGCUGGCGGUCGACCCAACGAUUAAGCCGGGAGGUCUUAUACCCUGGGUGCUUGCGAAUGUGGUCCUCGCACCCAAACCGCCGACGUGGAGGAUGUGCGUGGACUACACGGACCUCAACAAGGCAUGCCCAAUGGACCCGUUCCCGCUCCCGAACAUCGACCAGCUGGUGGACGAGACAGCAGGCUGCGCGCUCAUGAGUUUUCUCGACGCAUUUCGCGGCUAUCACCAGAUUUUUAUGCACGAGGAGGACGAGGAAAAAACGGCUUUCACCACUCCUGAAGGUGUUUUUUGCUAUCGGGUGAUGGCCUUCGGGCUCAAGAACUCCGGGGCCACAUACACGAGAAUGGUCGCCAAAGUCUUUAAAAAGGUGCUCGUCCGGAACCUACAAGCCUACGUCGACGACAUGAUAGUGAAGAGCUCGGAGACCGACCUCCACACGGAGGACUUAACAGAGGUAUUUUCAAUUAUGCGCCAGUUCGAUUUACGCCUAAACCCCAAAAAGUGCACCUUCGGGGUACAUGGGGGGAAGUUCUUGGGGUACAUGGUCUCCAAGAGGGGCAUAGAGCCCAACCCCGACAAGGUGAAGGCCAUACUGGAGAUGGAGCCCCCGAGGUCCCUCCUCGAGGUCCAGCGCCUCAAUGGUCGCUUGGCCGCCCUCGGACGCUUCCUUUCGAGGUCGGCCGAGAAGUCCUUACCUUUCUUCGGGGUUCUCAAGAAGAGUAGCGGUUUUGAGUGGUCGGCCGAGUGUCAGAAGGCCUUCGACGACCUCAAGGCCUACUUGAUGUCCUUGCCUCCCCUGGCUAAGCCGGAGAAAGGGGAAGUCUUAUAUUUGUACUUGGGUAUCUCGCAAGCCGCGAUCAGUUCCGUGCUGGUCCAGGAUGAUGCAGGAGUACAAAGACCCGUGUAUUACGUGAACAGGGCCCUACGGGGGGCAGAGCUCCGAUACUCUCCAACAGAGAAGGCCAUAUUCGCUGUCGACGCCACAGCAAAAAAGUUAAACCAUUAUUUUCAGGCUCACCCAGUGCACGUACUCACGAACCUACCGCUGGAGGCGGUGCUAAGGCGCGCAGGGUCGGCAAGCCGACUCGUGAAGUGGUCUAUGAGGCUCAGCCAAUUUGACAUCCAUUUCAAGCCUAGACCAACCAUCAAGGGGCAGGCCCUCGCAGACUUCAUAGUCGAGUGCACUGCCCGCGACGCCACAGAGCAGGCAAGGAACGCGGAGGAAGAGUGGUGGACCCUAUCAACUGACGGGUCCUCGAGUAGCAAGGCAUGUGGAGGAGGGGUCGUCUUGGUAACCCCGGAAGGCUUCCGGGCGUAUUACGCCCUCCGUUUCCAUUUUAAAUUAUCAAACAACGAAGCCGAGUAUGAGGCGCUGCUGUGCGGACUCCAACUCGCAGUGAGCAUGAAGGUCGAAAAGCUGAAAAUUCGGUGCGACUCCAGGCUCGUGGUCGGCCAAGUGUCCGGCGAGUUCGAAGCGAACGAGGAGAGGAUGAUCCGGUACCGCGACGUGGUGCUCCGAGUCUUGGGGCAGAUCGCCCAACACGAAAUUUUGCAAAUACCAAGAGAGCAAAACGCAGAAGCUGAUACGCUCUCCAAGCUCAGCCAGGCCACCCCAGAAUACAUCUCGAAAAUUGCAAGGAUAGAGGACCUCCAUAAGUCCAGCUUGGAGGCAUAUCCGGUCAUGCCCGUGCAAAGCCGUCCGCCCUGUUGGUUGGACCAUCUCGUGCAGUACAAGAGGACGGGCACCCUACCCCCGGAUGAGGCCGACGCUAAGGCAGCCAAGAGACGCGCCCCGACAUACGAGCUUAUCGGGGACAUCCUAUACAAGAGGUCCUAUAACGGGGCGUUGCUAAGGUGUUUAUACCCAGAUGAAGCCCGGGCUCUCAUCGAGGAGAUUCACGAAGGAACUUGCGCAGCCCAUCAGGGAGCUUAUACCAUGGCCCGGAGAGCCAUACUUCAAGGCUACUUCUGCCCGGGGAUGGCGAAGGAAUGUGCGGAUUACGCACGGAGCUGCCCGACUUGCCAACAAUUCCAGACCGGCCCGGGCCGACCCGCCACCAACUACACUCCGAUUAGCUCUGUCAUACCAUUCUCAAGGUGGGGCAUCGAUAUUGUAGGAGCCCUGCCCAUGGGCUCGGGCAAGCGAAAAUAUGUCAUCGUCGCGGUGGAUUAUUUCACGAAGUGGGUGGAGGCCGAACCCCUAGCAAGCAUUACCAGCGUCCGGUGCAAACAGUUCAUAUACUCCAACAUACUAUGCCGUUUCGGGGUGCCAAUGCAAAUCAUUUCCGAUAACGGUCGCCAGUUCGAGGGAAAGGAGUUCAAGUUGUUCUGCCAGGAGUGGCGCAUCACCCACACCCAAGUCUCCGUGGCCUACCCCCAAGCGAACGGCCAGGUGGAGAAUGCCAACCGCACGAUAGUAGACGGGUUGAAGAAGACCCUGGAGGCGGCGGGAGGAGCGUGGGUCGAAAACCUAGAGGCGGUCCUCUGGGCGUAUCGCACCACGCCACGAAAAGCAACAGGUGAGACCCCAUUCGCGCUGUGCUACGGAUUCGAAGCUAGAGCUCCGGCAGAGGCUAUCAUUCCGACGCGACGAAGUGAGGAAUACGAUCCCGAACGCAACGAGGAGCACCACCGGGCUGACCUCCACCUGAUAGACGAGAAACGCGAAGCAGCCAUGGUGCGCGCGGAAAACUACCAAACACAGGCUAAGGCAUAG